GCUGCACGCUCACUACUUUACACUGGAGCAAAGUGUCUUUCUUCAGUGUCGUCACAUGAAAAGAUAGAAUCCGAUAUUUACAAACAUGUGAGGGGUGGACUCACUUCGUGAGAUGCUGUAUCUGGGAGAUAAAUACUAAACCCCUUUUUAUUUGAAUGUAGUGAAGUGUACACAAGUGUAGUGAAGUGGUUAAAAGUUCCCCAGAGACAACACAGAGGGCCUUUGUGUUAUUCUGUUCAACUUGCAUCAAACACUUCAAAACACUUAGAUGAAGUUAUGAAUCAUUCAUUUUCUGCUAGAAGAUCAGUUUUAGGCUGGAGUUCUGCUUUAUUAUCAUAAUAAGGAGGCUGUCAGUCACUUUGAACUGUCUUGUUUUGUGUUUAUUGAUGUAAAAUGCUUUGGUUGACCUCAGCAGAGCGGCGCUUCAGGCUGCCGUGGCCUACAUCUGUCACUGUCCAAAUCAAUAGAGAUGACAGAAGAAGAAGUCGUCAAUCCCCUGUACAGACGGAUGAUGCUGCGCACUGAUUGGCUGAUCCUCCAGGCCCCUCCCCCAUGCCUCGCCUCCUGUGGGAUGACAGGAGAGACACAUAAAUAACACUGCGGACACCUCCGAGUACCAGAUGUCUGUCUGUACGAGGUUUCCACAGUCAUCUGUUCGUCUCUCCCUCCUCUCUGCAGGAAACCGGAGUUCAUUAUUUCCUGCGUUGGUGUUGGUCCUUAAAGGUACCAUCAGAAAGCCUUUUUCACUGGCUGAAAGCUGAGCGUGUGAACGCACCACGGAGGACAGAAGCAGGUGUUUUUGCACUUUUUUUAGGUGGAUUUGGGGGGCGGUGAAGCUGCAGGUCUGACGUUUGCGGUUCAGGCUGUUGGAACUGAUCUGGGAUCAGGUUCAGGAUGGAGCUGAAGGACUUCUGUCUGACAGACCGCUAUCCCUUCAUCAGUCCACAGCGCCUCUUGGACUCCUCCUCCUCCUCCUCCUCCUCCUCCUCUCCAGCUGAUGAAGCUCAGUCUCCGGCCUCCUUCCUCCACUCCUCCCCCCUCAGUCCCGCCUUCCCCCUGGACGCCACGCCCGCUCUCAGCCCGUCACACCCGGCCUUCCUCCUCCCCAGCCCGGCCCACUCCUCCUCCUCCUCCUCUUCCUCCUACAGCCUCCUCUGUGGAGCGCCGGAGCCCGACUCCCCGACAGGAUCUAGUUCCAGCGGAGGAAGCGUCGGAGGCAGCGCCGUGGUGUCCGAGGCUGCCGUGCGUUUCUCGUUGUCACAGACGGGUUCGUUUUCAGCACAGGUGGACUCCAUCCUGAGGGGCGACUUCCUGACGCCGAUGGGCGCCGCGGGGCCAAAGAGGCUCUGUCUGGUGUGCGGCGACUUCGCCUCCGGGUAUCACUACGGCGUGGCGUCCUGCGAGGCCUGCAAGGCUUUCUUCAAGAGGACCAUACAAGGCAACAUCGAAUACAGCUGCCCGGUGAUGAACCAGUGUGAGAUCACCAAGCGGAGGAGGAAAGCCUGUCAGGCCUGCCGCUUCCAGAAAUGUCUCCAGGCCGGGAUGAUGAGGGAAGGUGUUCGGAUGGACCGAGUGAGAGGAGGACGGCAGAAGUACAAGAGGCGGGUGGAGACGGGACUGAGUUUAUACGCCAAAGCCCCGUACAGCCACGCCGUCAGCAGCCGAAACAAGGUGAUUUCCCAUUUGCUGCUGACAGAGCCCGCCCCGUUGGCCGCCAAUCAGGACGAUUCGACCAAUGACAGCAGCCUGCGGACCCUGCUGACCCUGUGUGACCUCCUGAACCGGGAGCUGCUGGUUCUGAUUAGCUGGGCCAAACAGAUACCAGGUUUCUCCAGGCUCUCAUUGGUCGACCAGAUGUCACUGCUGCAGAGCGGUUGGAUGGAGGCGCUGCUUGUGGGCGUGGCCUGGCGGUCGCAGGGCGCGGCGGCGGAGGAGAUCGUGUUCGCCGGGAACCUGCGGCUGGACGAGGCCCAGUGUCGAGCCGCGGGACUGGCCGAGCUCUAUAAGGCCGUGCGUCACCUGACGGCGAGAUACCAGGCGAUGAACCUGAGCCCCGAGGAGGCCGUGACGCUGAAGGCCAUGGCGCUCGCUAACUCAGAUGCCGACCCGGUGGACUGUCCUGACUCGGUGCAGAGGUUCCAGGACGGGCUCCACGAGGCCCUGCAGGAGUACGAGUCGACCCGCAGAGAGCAGCACCGGGCGGGCCGGCUCCUGAUGAGCCUCCCCCUCCUGAGACAGACGGCCGACCGAGCCGUGGAGGCCUUCCUGUGGCUGCACCGCCACCGCUGCGUCCCCCUCCACAAACUGCUGCUGGAGAUGCUGGACGCCAAGGCCUGAACCCCUGAGACCACGUAGGAGAGGACAGACAUGGACUGUACGCCAUCGCUCUGAGACCACGUCACCAUCAACAGAUGACGGACUGUACGCCAUCGCUCUGAGGACGCAUCUGAAAUGCUACAUGUUUAAAUGUUGCUAUUUUUGAACUGAGUUUGAUUACAGUCACCUAAUAAAAGUGCUAACGUUAACCUAAACUCUGACAAACUAGCAUCUAACCGCCCCCCCCCGCCCAUAGUGGCUCCAAGUACUAUAGAGAGCCUAAGUCCCUCCCCUACCGGUGGACCACCAUGGGACCUUACUUUAGAAAAACGGUAGUUAACGGCAAGAGACAAUUUUUUGAUCCUAUUUGAAUUGUGCUCUGAAUUUCACACGGUCAAUUUAAAAGUCAGUAAAGUCGCAGUUUAAUGUAAAACUGUUGUAUCAGACUGUGAAAACACAUAAUUACCAAUGUAACUUUUUCUCUCAAUGACUGAAGCUAACGUCAAAGAACAUGGCUUAGUAACCUAGCUAGCAGCAACUAAGCAAUGAACGUUAGCUUAGCAUUACCGCGUUAACAUGUUGGUGACGUAAAUUGUGAGAUGAGACAUGUAGUUCAUUGGAUCGGUUUUCACACAAAAUGACAUGUAACUUUACUGUUUCCUGACAGACAAAAUUAUCUUUUAAAUUAACAAACAUCGUGUGUGAUUCAGGGCUCAGGAUCAAAAUAUAACUUGUCUCUCGCUGUGAGACGCCCCUUUGUCUUUGGAAUUAACACUAGGUCACUACUGUAGGCCGUAAGCUAGUUAGCCGCAUAUGCUAACGUUAGGGCAGAUAAACAAUUCUGUUCGUUAAUUAAAAAAAACACAAGGGAAACAAACUCUUGACGCGCCUGCUGCUAGAAAUGUUUGGACAAUCACUGUUUGGGGGGCGGGGUUUUUAGAGAGCAGUCAGUAAAAUACGAUUAAACUCACCCCUCUCAUCAUCCUCAUCUGAAACUGGACAGAUUUUACAUUUCUGAUCCAUUUUUGUAAAAGAAAACAAGAUAUUUUUGUGUGAACUAUUUUCUCAGCGUGUGAUCUGUGUUUUACUUUGAGCCACGACGACAGACUUUUAUUUUGUUGUUCAAAGACGAUUUUUGUAACUCUGCUGAUUAUUGAUUGGCAGCUGAUUAGUCUGAACUCUAGUUUGUAUUUGCAGAUUUAAUUAAACGAUUUUGGAAUAAACAGGUUUCUAACUUCA
Messenger RNA from Micropterus salmoides (largemouth bass), 3555 nucleotides. Its product is annotated as steroid hormone receptor ERR2-like. Gene Ontology annotation, biological process: regulation of DNA-templated transcription. Gene Ontology annotation, molecular function: sequence-specific DNA binding; nuclear steroid receptor activity; steroid binding. The transcript is spliced from 8 exons. Gene Ontology annotation, cellular component: nucleus. Lineage: Eukaryota; Metazoa; Chordata; Actinopteri; Centrarchiformes; Centrarchidae. The coding region runs from base 895 to 2337 and encodes 480 amino acids. The record is from RefSeq and is a predicted model, not a curated record.